AUGAGCAAGGAGGGGAACGUGACCCUCCCACCUAUCGCAGCAGCAAAAGGAAAUGGCAAGCCUGGAAGAGGAUCGAAGAAGGGGACUGGAGCAAUGAGAUCCAGGGCCUUGUCGGACGUUUCUGAGACUCAGCCGUUGAUUCAGAACAGGAAAGAGGCACAGUCAGUGCAGUCACGACUCAAGCCGUAUGUCCCUGUUAAACUCAGCUUUGCUCCUCGACCCUCUGGUUUGCACAAGAGUCAGAGCCAAAUCUUUCAGGUCCCAGACUUGGAUGAUGAUGAACUCGAGCAACGCAACGGCGCAAGAGGAAUUUUGACUCACAGCGUCUCAGUUCCGUCACUCAUGAAAAAGUCCCAGUCAACCCUGGGCUUUGCAUACGAACAUGCAGCAAGCUCCAAUGAUUUUUCAAAAGACUUGAGGAGAAGGUUAUUCAGACAAUCGGUAGAAACCUCCUCGAUCCAAGUCAAGAUAUCCAAGAUCAUUGCCUCGGAAGGGAGAAGUACAGAAAAAAAUGAAACUGACAGGACUCCUGAGCUUUCUAGAGUACAAUGGAAGAGUAAGAAGAUCGUGGAGCUGAACAAGUUGAUCUCCUCCUGGAAUGAGGUCGGGGGUUUCCCCAAAGAGAAAGAAAGAGAGAAGAGGGCGCAAACGCCGUCGAUCGGACCAACAAGAACUUCUUCGAUAGCUUCUGUGACCUCAACUACUUCACGAGCUCGAAGUCCAUUGUCAAAGGACCGGCUUCCGAACACGAUGUGGGACCAAGACCGAUUGAUUCCAGUCAUCACCGGCAGACUUUCUCUCUGUCGGACAUCAGCACAUCAUGAGGAUUUGGCAGAAGAAAGUUAUGGGACGGCGAUCAGGAUCAUUCGAGACUUGCUUGACGAUGAAAUUCUUGUCAACGAUUUGAGCCCUCUAAGCGUCAUUGCCUUUUGCAAGGCUCUCCGUAAGCACGAGGUUCAUUACUGGACGGAUCAUCUGGUGCUGCUGGGCGGUGAAACCGAGCUAGACUUCACCCGUUCUGCCGUUCUGCUUGCUGUCUACCUAGUGCUUCUGCGUGGAUAUUCCGUGGAGAAUGCGUGCGAACCCUUCCUGCAGCCAAGAGUUUGUCAUUUCAAGAAAGUCUACGACAGGAAUGGUGAAUGGUUGGAAUGCUACAACAUCAAGAACGUUGUUUCCUCUCUCUGUAAGGCUCAUCAGAGGGAGUUCUUUACUUUAGAAGGCAGCCCGCAGUGGCUGAUAGUCGGAGCUGAUAUUGAGAGUAGUUUUGAGCUCCUGCAAGCAUGCCCGAAGAUCUACCUGUUCCGUGUCAAGGAUUCUCAGCUCCUCGACCUGGCUGAGGUCAAGGAGCAUUUCAAGAACCUGCAGGUGGGAGAAAUUAUCAGAAUCAAGGAAAUGAGCAUCCAAAGCAAGGACGACAAGUUUCCCUGGCACGAUCACUUGCCACAUGUGAGGGUUCAAGAUGUUGCUUGGAGCGACAAGAUUGAGUUGCAGUACAUCUUCAAGGAUGCUCACUUGAGUACGACGAGCCAGGUUCUGCAGAUUGAAAGCAGACGCUCCAAGGAGACGUGCGCUAUCGGAUAUGUCUUGAUCACGGAUCAUGGUUUCAGUGUUGAAGAAGUUGUUUGCUGGCUCUACAACACCCGGCCAUCUUCGGUGACAUGCUUGUUCCUUCUUCUCGUCGGGUUCUCACACCCUCAAUAG
Messenger RNA from Guillardia theta CCMP2712, 1701 nucleotides. RefSeq lists its product as hypothetical. Bases 1 to 1701 code for a protein of 566 amino acids. The transcript has 7 exons. NCBI's taxonomy places the organism in Eukaryota, Cryptophyceae, Pyrenomonadales, Geminigeraceae. The record is from RefSeq and is a predicted model, not a curated record.